AUGUCUAACCGCCCCAUAGCAGACCACGACACUCCCGACCCAUGGAUCAUAGCUUCACCUUUCCAGCGCGACCUCUUCUACUUAACCUUCACUCUCGGCAACCGCAUCGAAAUAUGGUCUUCCUCAUCCAUAGAGUCCUUCCACGACCGCAACCCCUCCAUCCGCAAAAGCACAAUCUGGCAACCUCCUGGAGGUAGCCCAUGGUCCGCCGACAUCUGGGCUCCUGAACUACACUUCCUCUUCGGCACAUGGUACAUCUACGCAGCAGCCGCUCAACCAGGCCAAGGCAACCCCUCCCACCGCACCAUCGUCCUCCGCAGCAGUAAUCCCUCUGACCCUCUGGACCGUGCGGCCUGGCACUUCGAAGGACCCCUAAAAGGCCUGCCACACGAUCAAUGGUCCAUUGACGCGACCGUCUUCUCCCCUGACCCAGGUUUGUCGUCUCACAGUCCAGAUGGUCGAGGCGGCUACCCCGACGACCAGCGAAGAUGGUACAUCGUCUACUCCGGCUGGCCCCUCGGCGAUCACAGCGACACCCAACAAGACCUCUUCAUCGCAAACCUCCGCUCCCCACUUGAAGCUCACCCACAAUCUCUCCAAUGCAUUUCUCGCGCCGAACUCCCCUGGGAACGACCCGAAAACGGCCGUCGCGGCGUCAACGAAGGGCCCUCCUGGGUCGAUAUUGCGCCCACAGCACAAUCCCCUGGCUGGCGAGGGAUAGUCUACAGCGCCCACGGAAGCUGGACGAGCGAGUAUAAACUCGCGGUCGUGCAGUACACCGGCGGCCCACAGGACGACUGCUGUAACCCUGCUCUGUGGCGGAAACGCCAACACCCCCUCCUUGUUAGUGACAAGGCGGCAGGUGGCCCCUUCGGUCCAGGUCAUGCAUCAUUCGUCCCAUCACCAUAUAACGACGGCGCCGUCUUCUGUAUUUACCAUGGAACCGAGCGCGAAGACGAAGGCUGGGCAAACCGUAAGGGCAGAGUGUUAUGUCUUCAACCGAAUUGCUUCACGGAUCAGUCCGCGACGAUGUGUUGUGCUUAUACUGUCUGUGGACCUGUGCAGGGUGGGAUGAUGCCGGGUCAGGUUGGUGGGCAGCAUGCACACGGUCAUCAUGGUCAAAGUAGUAACCAGUAUCCGGGUCAACAUGGGCAGAAUCAGAGUCAAGUUCCCGUUCAACAGGGACAUGGCUCGGCGGGUCGUCAAGGUGGGUUGGACAAGUAUACGGCGGAGAUUGAGAAGAGGAUACCGCAGCAAUAUCAGGGGUAUUUCAACAAGGCGAAGAAGUUCUUCAAGUGA
Messenger RNA from Lithohypha guttulata, 1299 nucleotides. RefSeq lists its product as uncharacterized. Lineage: Eukaryota; Fungi; Ascomycota; Eurotiomycetes; Chaetothyriales; Trichomeriaceae. The coding region runs from base 1 to 1299 and encodes 432 amino acids. The transcript has a single exon. Gene Ontology annotation, biological process: carbohydrate metabolic process. The record is from RefSeq and is a predicted model, not a curated record. Gene Ontology annotation, molecular function: hydrolase activity, hydrolyzing O-glycosyl compounds.